AUGGCACCGGAGGAGGUGCUGCAGGCCGCGAAAGCCGAGGAUUGGAGUCGUGUCACUCAAUUGUUGUACUCGACCUGGUCGAAAAAUGUCUUGGAAUGCUUCAAAGUCGAUCCAGAUGAACCGUGGGAGCGAUUGGACGACGAGAAAAAGAUCAGUAAGCUAUUUUCUUGUUGUUUUACACUUUUAGGCCUACUGAAGAAAAGAUUGAUGUGUUGGAGGGCUUUCAAGUCAUAUAAAGUUUUAGAGUAGUGCUAGAAAGGUCGGAAAAGGUCACUUCUAGAAGAAGUACCUUUUUUGUUCUAAUUUUGUUGCUCUACAAGCAAUUCUUUGGUUUCCGCCCUAUGACCUCAUGGAGAAUAUAAGUUUUACCUAUUUUUCGGUGUCUUGUUAGUAAAGAAGGUUUCAUUCCGUUUUUGUAUGAGGUUUAAAACGUUUUGACGCUAGUUUUAUCCCGUGGUAUUUUCAGAUGAGCUUCUACUUUAUCCAUUAGCAUUAGCGUUGACGGGUGACACAAAGUGCCGAAAAUCGAAUGGAGAAGUGACACUGGAUCAUCUGGCCGAAUCUUCCGGAUUCAGGCCAACGAAUUCGUUGAUCACCAGAGGUCAAGUUUGCGGAAGGAUGUUCAAAUUUGGAGAAUUAACGUAUUCUUGCAAGUAAGUCUAUUAUAGUUUGUCUUUUCAAAAUUUUAGAGUUGAGACUUAACCUGUGUAAUUUCAGGGAAUGUGCCAAUGACCCCACCUGUGUCCUUUGCUAUGACUGUUUUAAAAAUUCGGAGCACGUAAAUCACAAGUAUAAGAUGCAUCCGACCAACGGGAACGGUUACUGUGAUUGUGGAGACUCGGAAGCAUUUUUGAAUGACCCAGUGUGCAAACUGCAUUUGCCUUCGCAGGAAGAGAAGGCCAAUUUGGACAAGUAAGUCAGUCUUUUUUAAUAUUUUUCCUUUCGGUUUUUAGGCAAUUACCCAAGGAUCUCCAUACGCGAAUUCACUCGUUGGUCUUGAUAUGCAUCAAGUUUGUUGUGGACGUCCUCAAUGGCGGAUUGGACAAUGAAUCGUCAUUCCCGACAGUCAUUGAGUAAGAACCUUUAUAAAGUUUAUGUUAUCCAUCAUGGAUAAUAUAAAUUUUGAUCGAAUUUUUUGGCCAACCCAAUGUUUAUUGCUUUGCAGUAUGCGAGAAGUGGUCAAUGACGAUUUCCAGACGAUUUUGUUUAACGAUGAAACGCAUACCUAUGAAAGUGUAAGAUUUUUUGAUGUUUUGUUGUUUGAAGUUUAGGUUAGCCUCAAAAUUGAUGACCAAGUCAAUGUUUAAUUGCAGGUAAUCAGAGCCCUGACCAUGUCAGUGGCCUGCGACGAUCAUCAAGCCAAAAAAUUGGCGGCCACUGUGGAUAGGGAAGGCCGAACGGUUGUCUUCGCUGGAUCUGAAGAACGAUGUACAAGCGUUAAGGAGUCAGUCCAACGAAGAACACAGAAGGAUUCGAACAGAAGAACUCAGAAAUCGGGUCCUUUACUUGUCAAGGUGAUGCGGAGUUCGGUUAUCGCAUCUCAGUCGUGGGCGGUGCAUCUGCUUCAUUGGCUGACCGCGCAGGUCAAAAAUUUCCGUAAGUAUAAGGUUAAUUGAAGGGCACAGGUUACUUUUCGGGUUGUAAUUAAAGAGCAUGAGGUUUAACUUGAUGUUUUGGAAUCAUUGUAUUUUAAAUUUUGUGGUUGCUGCUUUAUUUUGAAAGGUUUUAUUAUAUUGCACAUCAGAAAAUUGAUCUUCAAUUUUCAAGCAGUUGUUUCGAAAAAUGAAGAGAGAUGUCGAGGGUCUUAGUAUUCCAAAUUGAAGGCUAUAUGAUGUAGAUUUCUGUGGAGCUUUUGGAAUUUGUUAUCUUUCUUGUGUCCAAGGAGUUUUGGGGCAUUAUACUUGACCUUUCAUAGCACUUGAUUGAAUUUUUGAAUGGUCGGUUUCUAAAUAAAUAUUUGAGGUCCGAAACUGAAAUUUGUUUUGAUCAAGAGGAAAUUCCUUGCAGAUUUUUGUGGGAAAACAAAUUUUGGAUUGGUUCACCAGCUGUUGUGAUAUUCACUAUAUUGUACUAGGACUACACGAGACGAAUUUCAUUGCUCGAAAAUUGUUUUUCGCUGUUCCAAAAAGGGCGGUUAGCCUGACGAUUGAACUGGAAGUGAUUUUGAGUUGAAUUUUAUUUUUACAUCGUAUUUUUACCUUAAAAUUUCAGCUCCAAUCGGUACAAUUAUCGGGAAUGUUCUUCUCCAUGAAUGCUCGAGGGAUUGCCGAAAUUCCCCGGAUUUCUCCCGCGACAAUGCCAUUCCCACGAUUGACUUUGACACGAACCUGAUUUCGCCGACGUGUGGCCACAAGUCUCCAUGUGUACGGUUGAUGUUGAUGGAUCGACGGCUGUGGAAACACUCCCGAAUCGCGAUUCAUCAGAUGUUCAUGACUGCUUUGUUGAUGGAUUUCAAGCAUAAGAAGAAUUUCGGACGGCUUUUUAUUCAGGUAUUUGAAUUUUGAAGGAGUUUUGUCUAUAUUUUAGGUAAUUUUGAGGUGAAAAUUUGAUUUUUUUGAUGGUUGAGGGGUAUAAUGAGGGAAUGUCAAUUGAAUUUGAGUGUUUUCAGUACUUUUCUGACAUCUAUAAUGACUACGUAGACGAUGACCACGAGUACAAGUUCAGUAUCGUCGCCAUGACCGUCCAAGUCUUCACCAUCCCCACCAUUGCCAGGUAUCUGAUAAAAGAGGAGGAUGCGCUCAGUAUAAUCAUCGAAUACCAAUGCAAUUUCCUCCAACAAUACGUCAAGAGCUCCCACAGAGGGCUGCCGGUCCUAGACUUUACCAACAACACCACGCCGACCGUCCUGGACCGGGCUCUGAUAGCCAUGUCGGAUGUGGCAUAUCUCCUCUCCUCGGUCCCCAAACCCGAAGACUGGGACCAGGAAAUGCGCGAGGCCUUCCUCAGAGGCACCACCGCUUUCAUGAAGUUCAUUCGAGACUUCCAACACAUGGAUGAAGUGAAAAGACAGUACAGUGAACAUCAGGCCACUGAUGCCGAGUGGGAAACGGCCUUUACUGCCUGGUACAGAGUUCAGGAAGCCCUCCAUGAUAUGAUAAAAUGGAGCUUGGUGAAUGUGAGGGAGUUUGGAAGGGGUUUGGGGAAAUUUGAGCGAGUUGGGUGGGGUAAGGGAGGAUUUUUUUGGGAAAUUCGGGGGAAAUUUUGGAGUUUUUUUAAUUUUUGGAUUUUUGGCUAUUUAAAAGCCAUUUUUCCAAUUUCAGGAGGAAGUCCACAUCAACGUCCUGACCCGCUGCAUCCAAGAGAUCCUCCACCAAGCGGACAAGAUGGCCGAAUUCCAAGAGAAACGCCGCCUCGUCAAAGUCAACGACCUCGAAGCAGUCUCCAUCGAAUUUGACGUCUCAAAAGAACCCAUUUCCAUCUGGCAACCACUCUGGAGAUACUGCGCGGCACUGUUCACCGCACCCCCGGAGAUUAUGAAGAAUAUUGUGUGUGAGGACGACCCAAAUCAUCCAGAUUUUAAUCUACCAAAGAUCACGGAUGAGGUGGGACAAAUCAAGUGGAAACCGCAUGAAAAGCCAUCCAGAAGAUCGUUGAAAGGGCUCAGAACUAUCUUAAUGGAGAUGCCUUUGAGGUGAACUGGGAGUUUUGAGAGGUUUUGUGGAGUUUUGGGGGAUAUCCCUGAUUUUCAGGGAAGUCGUGGCGGGACCUGAAAUAAUAUUGACAUUGUGAAAAUUGAAGUUUUAGAGCUGGAAUAGUUGAUAAUUGAAGGGCUGAAAGUAUGGGUGACCCAGUUUAGUCAAAUCUUUUCUUCUUUUACUGUUUAGAAGGUUUUCAAGUUUUCGUUGUGGGACCCGAUUUUUUUUUAAUUUGAUCUUUUUUGAAAAUUACCGUAAUUAAAUUUAAGAUGCAUUGUCCUCCGAGCCCAAGUGAAUGCUCAACUCUGGCGGCGCAACGGGUUCUCCCUGGCAAACCAAAUUCACUCCUAUAUGCAGCAGAUGUAUAGAUGCGAGAUGUUUGAUCGGGACGUUCUUAUGCUUCAGGUUUGUCCAUUAUUUAAUUUUUUGAUUGUAUUCUUUCAUUUUCAGGCUAUGGCCGCUGUCACAGACCCGAACAAGUUCCUCAUCCGGAUGCUGGACAGGUUUUCGUUGAUUCGAUUCGCGACGUUUGGAUUUGAAGACAUGGGGUUAAGCCAGUCCUUGGAAAACACUCCGUCUACGCCGACUGCUUCGUUUGAUGACUUGUCGAAGAUUACGGUAACUCUUGCUGAAGAGUUCUUCCAGAUUUUGAUCUAUAUUGUCAUGGAGAGAUAUCAAAAUGGGGUUGGACAGGUAAAUUUUGAUUUUUGUGGAGGUGAUGUCUAAAAUAAGGUCGUAAAUAGAUAGUAGAUGAAAGACAGUGCUUGAUAUGAAUUGUAUAGUGAGAAUUAGGGCUUGUGUUGGAUUUAGAAGUUGUUUGGUGUGUUUAUGACCAACACGGAAAAUGUAAUGACUGGAUAUAUCUGAUAUCUAAAGUAAGGUCGAGGUUGGGGAAGGAAUGAUAAAUUUUGGCUGAAAUGGAUUUCGGCAGCAGUAUUGAGAUGUGCUGUAAGAUUUAUGUAUUGAUUGGUGUGUUUUAGAACGUAAAGAAAGUCUUGAGAGUGAUUUAUUUUUGAUACCUAAAGUAAGGUCAGAAAUUGACAUUUUUUGGACGAGUUGAUUUGGAAAUUUCAGUAAAUGAAUGACGGAUGUUAUUGGAUAAGAAAUAUAUUUAAAAUUGAGUAUUGAAAAAUUGUGGGAUCUCGGGUUAGCAGAUGUCUAAAAUAAGGUCGAAAGUUGAAAUGUUUUGAAUAAUCGAGACUGAAAUAAAAAUUAAAAUAUGGAGAUCGCUUUUAACUCUCAUUUGACAUGUUUUAGGCGAGCACGGAGGAAGCCCUGAAGCGCGAAGUGAUCCAUUUGUUGUCCAUGGGACCCUGCCCAUUCAGCCAUGUUGAGCGAUUCAUCGUGGGUAACGAGAACUACAGAAAACUCUCAUUGGACGAGAUAAUCCGAGAGGUGGGCGACUUCAAGCGACCCGGCCAAUCCACCGGCGUUUUCGCCCUCAAACCCCAUCUCCGACCCCAAUACAACGCCUUCUUUUGGCAUUAUUCGAGGGUUAACAUCAGCCAAGCCGAACAACAACAGAAGAAGGACCGAGUGCAGGAGAGCAGAGAGGUCAAGGCAUGCCCACCACCGGUCUGUCCCAAGUUUGAACCGUUUUAUCAGCCAAUUACGAGGCUGUUGGAGUGCAGGUAAGGAGAAGAGGAAGGUGGAAAUUUGGGGGAGAUUUUUUUUGUUUUAAUGAGUGGGAAGGGUAAAAUACGAGGUGGAGUUUUACUGUGUAAUAUUUUGACUGAUUUUUUUGGAGAAAAAUAGGGGAAAAUGGAAAAUUAAGAGAAGAUUUUUUGAGGUGAACUGAGAAAAGCUAAGAUUUCGAUGAGGAAAUGAAUGGAAUAAGGUGUGAUUGGAAGAGCUAAGUAGCAUUACUUGGCUGAAAAUUCUUAUUGGUUCAAUUUUAAAUUAAAAAUUUUGGAAUUUUGUCGGGAAAUCGUGGCUUUUGACAGAAUUGAAGUUUGCCAAAAUUUUUGCACAGUGGCGGACCUGAUCCAGUUGCAAAAAACGUGCCAUUUUGCAUCCGAGAAAUAUCAAAAAUGCAGCAAAAUACCUCCCUCUUCAAGUGAAAAAAACUCCAAUUUCAAAAGUGCGCCCGCUUUUUUUGAAAAACGGAGUUUUUUCACUUGGAGAGCGAGGUAUUUUGCUGCAUUUUUGAUACUUUCCGGAUGCAAAAUGGUAUGUUUUGGCCUUUGGAUCAGGUCCGCCACUGCGCAAAAAUUUUGGCAAGAUACAAUUCUGCCAAAAGUCAGGAUUAAAAUUCCAAAAUUCUACUUUUAAAGCAGCCAAGAAGAAUUUUCAACUGAGAAAUGCUACUUAACUCUUCCAUUCACACCUUAUUCCAACCAUUUCCUCAUCAAAAUCUUACCUUUUCUCAGUUUCAUCUCAAAAAAUCCCCAUUUUUCUCCAAAAAAAUCAGUCAAAAAUAUUGUACAGUAAAACUCAAAAAAAAAACCGCCACCAUAAGAGCCACUAUGUCGAUUCCUGAUUGAAAUCUCAUGAUUUGCCUUCCAGGCUGAUGUCCCAACUCCUCCGCGUCACCUUCGAGCGCUACGCGAAGCAAUCCCGCUUCUCCAGCGACAGCCUCAUGCACCGCGCCCUCUACUUGUGUGGCGCCGCGAUCAGCGAACAACUCCUCAACGAAGCCGAACGCCAAGAAGCCCAUUCCCAGCAGCGCUCGGCCCCCGAGAAAUUCAAGUUCAUGGAGAAUGCGGAGGCGCAAAACUUGCUGGACCAUCUGAAGAAGUGCCAAGCUCGCGCCGAAAAAGACGGAUACGGCGAUCUGUGGUGGUGGACCAAGACCAAAUACGAACAGGCCCUCAAGGCGUGGAAGGGAGAACAGGAGGAAGAGAAGGCGGUCGAGAAAACGCAAGAAAAAUCGGAGGAUUCCGAGGAUAAAGCCGCAAAAAGGGCCAAAAUCGCGAAAGCGAAGAGAGAUCAGGUAAAAAGAGGAGACGGGAGAGAUUUGUAUAGUGAUUUUUUGACGGAAAAUUUGUUGAAGUUACAGUAGAUGCAUAGUUUUGGGAGGAAUCAUUGAAAUUUGAGAUAUUUUGGGAUUUCAAAAAAAAAAAAAACUUGGAAAUUUAAAAAAAAAUAAAUUUUAAUUUUUUUGGGUUGUUGUUUUUAACUGUAAUUAGAUGAAAAAUGCCUUUUUUCAGGCUUUGGAACGCAUGAAAAAACUCCAGAACAACUUCCGAAAUCAGCACAAAGACUUUUUCACGGAAGAAACGGAUCGCCCAUCCUCGUCAAAGGUCCCCGAAGUCCAAGACGAAGUCAUGGAAGUAGACCCUCAAAGAAGUCUGGAGAUUGAGGAUGAACCCGAGGUCGGAAUUCUACCUCCCGACGCCGGAUUCCCCAUCUGUUUGGGCCCGAAUCGACUUCAUGCACAACAGAAAGCCCAACGAAGAAUCACGUGUAUCCUCUGUCAGGAAGACGAAGUCCUAUCAUUUGAGACGGGAAUUGUGUGCGCAGCCUACAUUGAGAGCAGCAGACUCUUCGCGCAGACCAAGGUGGAGGUAAGCAGAUUUUGUGAUAUUGUAGUAGGGAAAGGUGAAAUUUGAGGGAAAAUAGUGUUGAGGGUUGUUUUUAAGAGUGGGAGAAGGUGGUUUGAAAUGCCCAGAAGCUUGGUUAAAAUUUGAGAAAUUGAAGUGAUCGUUGAAAAGAUUUUUAUAGAAAUUUUGGGUCCCACCACGAAAACCCUGAUGGUCAGGGAAAGGCUCUAUUUAGUUAUAGAAUGGUUCCUAAAGAGUCGGCUGGGCUUGAUAGGACGUUCUAUAGGGGUUUAAAUAGUUUUAAUUAAGUUACAGUAAUCCUUUUUGGGUCCCACCACGAAAACCCUUAUUUCCAAGGAGCCCCCUUGAAAUGCUGUAAAAAUCAAAAUAUGUUUGAGUCAUAAUAAUUACUUGCAGAGCGAUGUAAAUAGAACCGAAGACUACCGCCAUUAUGCCCCAUCUGACCUGUAUUUUGGGAACAAUAUCUCGACCUGCGCCCACACCAUGCAUUUCUCGUGCCACAUGUCCUUGAUGAGCGUGAUGAAAGCCAAUGAUCGGCAAAGAAACCGCGCUCAAGCCAUGUCACCGCGUAUUUUGGAUACGGAAAGAAAUGAAUACAAUUGCCCGUUAUGUAAACGGUUGUGCAACUGCGCAAUGCCAUUAUUGCCAACUUUGGAGCAGUUGAAAGGAGUGGUACCGUAAGUUCAAUAGUUUUUAGAGUCGGUAGAGGGGCCAAGAAAAUUUAUUUAGAGGAGGUUUAAAAAGAUUUGGAGUGGUUUUUUUUUGAUUUUUUGGGAAUUGGGUCCCGCCACGAAAAUUUGUUUUAUCAAAUUUUAGCCGAAAAUUGACUGAAGAUGACUGCAGGUUUUUGAUAGUAGUGCGGUGGAAAUUAAGAGAGGCGUAUUUUACAAAAAUAAUUUUUGAAGAUUGUGAUGAAAUUCAACUUUUUAGUCAAGUACAAUAUUAAUGUUAAAUUAAUAGAUUUUUUGGAGUUGGAUGUAAUAAAUGAGUUUUUUAGGUUCUCCGAGAACCGAAAGAAUCCCCAAGAAGAAUUCGCGGAUUGGGUUCAACGAAUGAGAGACCUGUGUUCACAAAAAGUGUACUCGGCCAAUAAUGGAGACAACCCGGUCAAGGCGCAUUCAAGAAAACGGUAAGGCGAUUUGUGUGGAGGUAAUGGUUAUAGAGGAUGUAUAGAGCCGUGUACUACACAUUGAGAUAAAUCUGGAGACUUUUUGCAUAUUUUUUGAACAAUUUUUAUAUUGUAGUAGGCGGACGUAUAAUUUUUUGCGAAAGCGUUCUUUAAUCUUAUGAAUUGAAGGAGAAAUUUUUUGUCAUGGAUAGUACAGACGUUGGUAGUGAAUUUUCAUUGCAAAUUACCCGUUUUCAGAUCCCACUCGGAGCGCUCGCUUGCCGAAUUCAAAAAGGAUCAGGCCAAAGAAGGCUCCAGCAGCUCGUCCUGUGUCCCAUUCUCGAUCAGCUCACUCAACAGCUCGUUGUCCGCAUCCUCGGAGAAUGCGAGUGUCUCCUCCAGAAACCUGUCCACUUCAACGUCAACCGUUGACACACUCGGUGCUUCGUUAAUUUCAACCGACUCGCUGAGCAUGUUCCUCCAUGAGACGUUAGACACAAUCAAGGGAUUCCUCGGCAAAACGGAUGCGAAAAAGCUGUAAGGAAUAUUCAAGCGUGGUUUAUGGUUGAUUUUGAAAAAUGUCUGGGCGCAGCUCGCGAAAAUUGAGUUUAAGGGAUUGGCGAGCUGCGCCCGAGCUUGGUCCGAAAUUGCGGAUUUUUAAAGCAUUUUCGGUGUUUAUAAGUAUGAUAUAGAGCCGUUAUAAAAGUUAUUUUCGAAUAUAAGCUAUAUUUCUGCUUGGCAGGCUGCGCCCGAGCUUAUUUUUAAAUUUUGAGAUUUUGAAUAUUUUGGUUAUUGCAAUUGAAUAAGUAGCUGCAUUACUGUAUAAAUACUAUAUUUUUUUAAUUCCAGACAAAACUGCGGCUCCGCCUGGCGCACUUUGUCCCCCUUCUUCGCCUCCCUCCAAGAUCGUCACACCAAAUUGCCGGUCGGCAUGCCCCCGCCGCCUCAGGACUCGGACGACAUUGUGGACCUGAUCACCGUCUACACGACCACCGGAUACGUCCUCAGAGCAAUUUGUGCCGUCCUCAAAACCGAGAAGAAACCCCUGUUUGGAGCCUUGAAUACCCGCCAGUUGGACUCGAUCAAUGGAAUGGUCCGGCUUUGCGCCGUCUCGGCCUUUACGGUAAAACCAAUCGCCCUGAGACUGCUGAUGUCGCGACUACUGUCCCCAUUCUUGCUCCCAUUGAGUGCGAGCCGGCCCGUCCCGGCUUACUUGUACACCGCCAGGACCUUGAAUAAUAUCGUCGAGAUCAGAAAACAAUUGAAUAAUUUGGUGAGUGAAGAAAGAAUUGGCGAAGUAGAGGAAUUUUAGUGGGUGUAAAAUUAAAUUUGAAGGAAUUUUGGGAUGAUCUGAUAAGUUUAAAGAUCAAAAAAAUUUUUUUUUUUUUUUUUGAUUUCUAGUGUAAGAUAAUUUUUUGGUUGAAAUUUGAAAAUUUUUCAUCGAAAGCUGAGUUUCCUGCCAAAUUGAUCCUCAAUAUUGAUGAAUCACACCCUUCAGAUCCGCAGCCACCCCCUCCGCUGGCACCACGACGUGGAGAAACGCCGCUCCGACCAGCCCGAAUCCCAAUCCUCGACGGCGCCCGCCUCGCCCGGCCCCUCCACCAGUCACUCGGUGUUCGAGCCCGAGUCCACAACCCCUCCGUACACGGUCACCGAGGCCAUCCAGAACCCGUUCGUCGACAUCAACAUCCUCAACGUCGACAUGGUCAGCAUGGCCAUCGAACUGGCCAUGCUGAGCGGCUGGUCGGUCAUAAAAGGCGGCAAACAGUUCCUGCACAACAUCGGAAAGGUGGACGAAGGCCCCACCAGAGUGCCGGACGGCUCCGUGGACGAACACCACUCGGUCCAACUCUGUCUUUUGGCCCACAUUUUCCAAGCCAUUGUGUGUUUCGCGGACGCCGAGCCCCGAAAUUCCGCCUCCAGCCACUCGAUCAGCGAUGAGGUUGAGAGAAUCCGAAUCGAAGAGGAGGCCAACCAAGACCAGAGCCUUGAAAAUGCGGCCGAAGAAGCGGCGGCCGCCGAAAGUGGACCUGAAAUCGAAGAGAGAUUGGACACCUUGUUGAACAUGAUGAAGAUUGAGAAAACCCCCGAAAUCGACCUGUCAAAGCUGCGAAGGAAUUUGAAAAAGUGCAUCGUGGAAUUCCUCAGACCGCUGGCUGUGUUUUACAAUGCUUUGACUUUGGUCCCACCACCGGAUGUACUGAAAUAUGCAUCAUUGGAUGAGUUCGAACCAUUGUGCAGAUACUUGGACAUGCCGGUGGGACUGAAGGAAAUUUUGAGUGGAGAACAUGUUGAAAGACUGUUUGAAUUGUGAGUUGGAAUUUGAAGAGGAUUUGGGGUAUCAGUCUGUCUGGAAAAUAACGGCGGAUCGUCGCAGCAAAGUGUCUCGCCUCGCCGCUAUCGCGCACCAAAUCCCAAGCCGCGGCUUGCAGUCGCAAAGCGAUGAUGAGCGACUCCGAGGCGCGACGAUCCGCCGUUUUUUUCCCGACAGACCGAUAUUUGGGGAUGUUUUUUAUCAGGUUUUGGGGAGUUGAUUAUAUUAUCCAUGGGGCUUGGGAAAUUUUUGGAAAUUUUGAUGGUUUUUUGAUGGGAAUGGGUGAAACUAGGUGAUAGUGGUGUGAGAAGGAUAGUAGAGAGUUGUAUUUCUAAUUUGAAGAGGAUUUGGAGAUGUUUUAGCAGGAUCUGGGGGUUGAUUAUGUUAUCCAUGGGGUUUUUGGGAAAUUUUUUAAAAUUUUGAGGGUUUUUUGAUGUGAAUGGGUGAGAUUCGAUGGAUAGUGGUGUGAGAAGGAUAGCAGAGAGUUGUAUUUGAAAUUUGGAAGGUCUAUUUUGGUCGGAAAUUGAUUGUUUUGAGAUUUUUUGCGGAAAAUUUUGGAUUUUGAUGGAAAUUGAUGUAUUUUUUGCGAAAUUUUUUUGAGCAGUAACUUUUCGAUGGUGUUUGAGUUCCUAGAGGUGUGAAAAAUAUUUUCCAGAUGGUCCUCCUACAUCCGCCUGCCUCAGGCCCUCACAAAAGUCCGCCGUCCAUUGGCUCCGCGCACCCUGGUCGAAUUGCCCCACGAUUACACGGAUCUUGUCAAUAUGGCCGCGCAAUACCGAUGUCCCAGCGUGAAAACCGAUUCAAUGUGCGGAGCUGUAGUCACCAUGUGUUUGGUCUGCGGAGAACUCCUGUGCUCUCAGUCGUAUUGUUGCCAACGCUCCAUUAAAGCGGAACACGUCGGGUCCUGCACCUACCAUAUGUACUACUGCAGUGGGAAGACGGGUAUUUUCUUGAGGAUCCGGGAGUGUCAAGUGAUCUUCUUGACGUCUUCGAAGCGUGGAUGCAUCAAGUCCGCGCCGUAUGUGGAUCAAUUUGGAGAACCGGACUGGGGCUUCAGGUAAGGAGAAAAUUGGAAGUUUGGAGGGGUUACUGUUGAAGAAGAAGGAUGAAAGUUCUAGAAAAUGAAGAAGAGAUCAUGAUGAAUGUUCUGAAAGGGGAGGAUCCUGUAGGGAAAGUUUGGAAAAUUUAUUUUGGACUGGAUAGUCAAGUAUAAUAUAAGGUGAAAAAAGGCGAAAUUUGAUUGAAAUUUUGGAAUAGAAAGAGAGGAAUGAGUGAAAUAGGUCUUCAGGGGCUCUGUGGAUAUAAUUUCCAAGAAAUAAUCACAGUAAUUUGAAUCCAAAUACACGAAUUUUGGCAAAGACACCUAGUAUAAGGUAAUGCCGAGAAGUGCAAUUUUAUGCGUAAAAAUAAUGGAAAAAAGUUGACAUAGGUAAAAUACGUUCUACAGUCUUCCUGCUUGACAUGGCAGAAGCAUAAUAUUGGCAUUGAAGACGAUCCAGGAAAGCUGGUCUAGUGUAAUAUAAUUUUUGGUCAAAAUUGUUGAAUAAUCUAGUGAAUGUUGCAGAAAACUUAAUAAAAUGAAACUUUCAGACGCGGAAACCCGCUGUUCCUGAGCACCGAGCUGUACAAACGCCUGCAACGCCUCUGGCUUCAUCAGGAAGUGGCGGAAGAAGUGAUCAAUCAGUACGAAAUCAACAUCCGCAACAGUGCCCUAGACUGGAACCACUUCUAA
This is a messenger RNA of Bursaphelenchus xylophilus (pine wood nematode), 12292 nucleotides long. The record is from the annotation of a GenBank genome assembly. NCBI's taxonomy places the organism in Eukaryota, Metazoa, Nematoda, Chromadorea, Rhabditida, Aphelenchoididae.